Messenger RNA from Hirundo rustica (Barn swallow), 2879 nucleotides. It is a transcript of the gene SLC20A2, whose product is annotated as solute carrier family 20 member 2. The coding region runs from base 639 to 2597 and encodes 652 amino acids. NCBI's taxonomy places the organism in Eukaryota, Metazoa, Chordata, Aves, Passeriformes, Hirundinidae. Gene Ontology annotation, cellular component: membrane. The transcript is spliced from 13 exons. The record is from RefSeq and is a predicted model, not a curated record. Gene Ontology annotation, biological process: phosphate ion transmembrane transport. Gene Ontology annotation, molecular function: phosphate transmembrane transporter activity.
GGCAGCAUCCCCGCCCUUCGCCCCCCGGAAACGGCGUUGUUUUCCCUUCGCUCGACCUCACUUCCUCCCGCGCUUCCGUCUCCGGGACGCGCCGGCUCCCGCUGCCGCCGCCGCAGCUGCUCGGAGGCCGGAGGCGCCCGCCGGGCGUGCCCACCCCCAGCAGAAUUCUUUGCUUAAGAGGAGGCAGAUUUUCACCUACUGAAUAAGAAUCUGGACUCGCAUUGAUGCUUCUCAGUGUUGUCUUGUGUGCUCUCCUGUGCCGGAGUGAAUUUUAUGCCCGGACUGCCUGGUACUUCAGCCUCUGUUUCCAAUCGGGAGGGAAGGUUGCUAGAAGAACUUAGCUCCUUUUUCUCUUGAAACAACUUUUAAAUACUGGGACAGAACAUCGCAGUCCUACCGGUUUGGAAGCAAAAUAUGGAAUGUGUUUCACUGCUGACCGAAGGCAGCCAAAUGAACAGUAUUUAUAGUAGUUCGAAAAUCAGCAGUUAGCAGUUUCUUCACAUUCUAACACUACCCAGCACUUUCCAGAGAGAACUCAUUGUUUACAAGAAAUCUGCUUUCCAAAUCCGUUGCGGUGCCCUCCAGCCUUGACUAUUAACUAUUUGCAAAGGGGAAGCUGAUCUACAGUUAGGGGAAAGAUGGCAAUGGAUGAGUACCUGUGGAUGGUCAUUGUGGGUUUUAUCAUUGCUUUUAUUUUAGCUUUUUCGGUUGGUGCAAAUGAUGUUGCAAAUUCUUUUGGAACGGCUGUGGGCUCUGGUGUUGUUACUUUACGCCAGGCUUGCAUUUUGGCUUCGGUUUUUGAAACCACUGGCUCAGUACUACUGGGAGCAAAAGUGGGAGAAACGAUUCGGAAAGGUAUCAUUGAUGUUAACCUGUACAACAACACCGUCCCGCUGCUGAUGGCAGGAGAAGUGAGUGCAAUGGUUGGUUCUGCUGUUUGGCAGCUAAUUGCAUCGUUCUUGAAACUCCCAAUAUCAGGGACCCAUUGCAUUGUAGGUGCUACGAUUGGAUUUUCUCUGGUGGCAAUUGGCACGCAGGGUGUCCAGUGGAUGCAGCUUGUCAAGAUUGUUGCCUCUUGGUUUAUUUCCCCGCUGUUAUCUGGCUUGAUGUCUGGAAUCCUCUUUGUGCUGAUCAGAUUCUUCAUUUUAAACAAGGAAGACCCUGUGCCCAACGGGCUCCAUGCGCUCCCGGUGUUUUAUGCUGCUACCAUAGCUAUUAACGUGUUUUCCAUCAUGUACACUGGGGCACCAGUGCUGGGACUGAUACUGCCAAUGUGGGCCAUUGCUCUAAUAUCGGUUGGUGUGUCCUUAGUAUUUGCUGUCUUAGUCUGGAUUUUUGUGUGUCCCUGGAUGAAGAGAAAAAUAGAAAGCCGGUUAAAGAAGGAUGCUGCACUGUCAAGGAUAUCAGAUGAAAGCCUUGAUAAAAUUCAGGAUGAAGAAACACCAGUCUUUAAAGAGCUUCCUGGUGCCAAAACAUCUGAUGAGAGCACGAUUCCCCUCACUGGCUCAGUAACAGAAGCUGCUGGGGCAUCAGAUAAUAUUGCAAAUGGAAACCAUCCACGUGUACCAUAUGGAAGGGCAUUUUCAGUGACGCACACCUCGGUGAAAUCACCUGUUUCCAACGGCACCUUCAGCUUCGAUGGCCACGUGAGGAGCGAUGGCCACGUUUAUCACACUGUGCACAAGGACUCAGGUUUAUACAAAGACUUGCUCCACAAAAUACACCUGGACAGGGCCAACGAUGAGAGGCCCACUGCAGAAAACAACUACAAACUCUUACGGCGCAACAACAGCUACACUUGUUACACUGCUGCUAUUUGUGGCAUGCCCGUGCACUCCUCCUUUAAGGCGGCCGAUACCUCUACUCCAGAAGACAGUGAGAAGUUGGUGGGAGACACUGUGUCCUACUCCAAGAAGCGGGUCCGCUACGACAGCUACUCCAGCUAUUGCAACGCGGUGGCUGAGGCAGAGAUUGAGGCAGAGGAAGGUGGGGUGGAAAUGAAGUUGGCCUCUGAAAUCGCAGAUCCUAACCGGCCCCCUGUUGAUCCUGUGGAAGAGGAUAAGGAAGAGAAAGACACCUCUCAGGUCCAUCUACUUUUCCACUUCCUCCAGAUCUUAACAGCCUGCUUUGGAUCCUUUGCCCAUGGAGGCAAUGAUGUCAGCAAUGCCAUCGGUCCCCUCGUCGCACUCUGGCUUAUCUACGAGCAAGGUGCCGUAAUGCAGGAAGCAUCGACUCCCGUCUGGCUGCUGUUCUAUGGAGGUGUUGGGAUCUGUGUGGGUCUCUGGGUCUGGGGAAGAAGAGUAAUCCAGACUAUGGGUAAAGACCUCACUCCAAUCACGCCAUCAAGUGGAUUCACUAUUGAGUUGGCUUCGGCGUUCACAGUUGUGGUAGCUUCCAAUGUUGGACUUCCUGUCAGUACUACACACUGCAAGGUUGGCUCCGUGGUGGCCGUCGGCUGGAUCCGCUCCAAGAAAGCCGUCGACUGGCGCCUUUUCCGCAACAUCUUCCUGGCGUGGUUUGUGACUGUGCCGGUGGCCGGCUUGUUCAGCGCCGGCGUGAUGGCGCUGCUGAUGUACGGGAUCCUGCCUUACAUUUGAGGAGCUUCCUCUGCCGGGAAAUGGGGAAACGGCCAAGCUACUACCGAUGGGAGAAGCGUUCCCGUGAAAGAAGCGGCCAGAGAGGAGCCAUCUUCCACACCUAAUUCUUAUCUACUGUACAUAACAAUGUGUCAUAUUGGUGACAUGGUGAUGUGGUGCCAUUUCUUAUAUAUUAAAGAAAUAUAUAUGCAUAUAGUAGGUAACAAUACCUAAGUUAUAUCAUCAGUGAGGUGAAAAUAAUUGCCUAGAACUUAAUAUUUAGUAAAAUUUGUACAUAGUGUA